AUGGCUGAAUCAGAUUCUUUCCUGCACCUCGCCCGUCCUCUGGGCCCUGUCCCGGCGGGGUCUGCUCCGACCACUGCACCCUUGAACGUUGUCAUUCAGCCUCAGGCCCUCUUCUCGAUUCUCGACCACUCUCUCCGCCGCAAUGCUGAUCAGGAACGUGUCAUUGGAACGCUUUUGGGAACUCGGUCUGAGGAUGGUACCGAGGUGGAAAUUCGCAGCACAUUUGCUGUUGGACACACAGAGACGACAGACCAGGUUGAGGUGGACAUGGAAUAUCAGAAGCAGAUGCUCGCCCUGCACCUCAAGGCCAACCCCAAGGAGGUUCUUGUCGGUUGGUACGCCACCUCGUCCGAGCUCAACACCUUCUCCGCCUUGAUCCAAAAUUUCUACAGCGGUCAGGGCGACGGCACAUGGCCUCACCCGGCUGUGCACUUGACCGUCUCUACCGAAGCUGGAAAGGAUAUCGAGACCCGCGCCUACAUCUCUGCCCCCGUUGGCGUGACCGCCGAAAGAGCCGCCGACAGCGCCGCCUUCAUCCCCGUUCCCCACGAGAUCCGAUACGGCGAGGCCGAGAAGAGCGGUUUGGAGGCCAUUGCUGCUGCCCGGGACUCAGAGGAGCGCGCUGCCACUCUCUUCACCGACAUUGAGGCUCUGGAGCGUGCGGUCGAGGAGGUUCUUGGCAUGAUUGACCGUGUUUCCCGAUACGUCGAGUCCGUCAUGGACGAGGAGGCCCCUGCUUCCGCCGCACUGGGCCAGUUCCUGCUCAAUGCUCUCGCCUUGGCUCCCAAGGUCGAGCCUGCUGAUAUUGAGCGUGACUUCAACAACCACAUCCAGGACGUCCUUGUGGUCUCAUACCUGGCCAACACCAUUCGCACACAGAUGGAGCUGUCCAACAGACUAGCAACCGCCCAACUGACCCUAGGCGGCGAGUCCGGCACCGCAGAGUCCGGCAACCAGCAGCGCGGACAGCGAGGCAAGGGCGGCCGUGGCGGACAUCAGCGCACUCAAGAGCGGAGUGCUGAGGAGGCUCGUGCGUAG
Molecule: messenger RNA, 1038 nt
Organism: Aspergillus calidoustus
Lineage: Eukaryota; Fungi; Ascomycota; Eurotiomycetes; Eurotiales; Aspergillaceae
Source: the annotation of a GenBank genome assembly